AUGAAGGUUGGUAUUGAUACAAUUACUCGGUUGCAAAAUGAUCCUUUUUGCAUCAGAAACAUCUGCAUCCUAGCCCACGUUGAUCAUGGAAAAACAACCUUGUCUGAUUCUUUGCUUGCUUCAAAUGGUAUUAUUUCUCAAAGAAUGGCAGGAAAAGUUCGUUAUCUCGAUUCAAGACCAGAUGAACAAUCAAGAGGUAUAACAAUGGAAUCCUCCUCAAUUUCUCUAUACUUUAGAGUCCUACAAAAGGUGGAGGGCUCCUCUUCCCCCAAAGUAAAUGAACACUUGAUUAAUUUGAUUGACUCUCCUGGCCAUAUAGAUUUUUCUUCUGAAGUUUCUGUAGCUUCCAGAUUAUGUGAUGGGGCUGUUGUGUUGGUUGAUGUGGUUGAAGGCGUUUGUUCUCAGACAAUAGGAGUCUUGAGACAAUGCUGGAUUGAUAAUUUAAAACCGAUUCUUGUCUUAAAUAAAAUUGAUCGACUAAUAACUGAGCUAAGGUUAUCUCCUGAAGAAACAUAUAUUCAUCUUUCAAAAAUUAUAGAAACUGUGAAUGCUGUGCUAGGCUCCUUUUUUGCUGGUCAGCGAAUGCAAGACGAUUUGUUAUGGAGAGAGAAAUUGGAAAAAAAUUUAAGUACAAAAGAAGAUGAAUCUCAAAAGUUUGUUGAAAACGAUGACAAGGAUCUAUAUUUUGAUCCAAUUAAAAAUAACGUCGUCUUUGCAAGCUCAAUUGAUUCCUGGGGCUUUACCAUUUCUCAAUUUGCACUAUUCUACGAAAGCAAACUACAUAUGAAUAGAUCCACUCUACAAAAAGUUCUUUGGGGUGAUUACUACUUUUCUCCAAAAUCAAAAAAGAUUCUAACUUCAAAGGGUUUGAAAGGAAAAAAUUUGAAACCUUUAUUUGUUUCUUUUGUUUUAGACAAUAUCUAUAAAGUUUAUCAAAAUACAAUUGUCGAGAAAAAUAUGGCUCAAUUAGAAAAAAUAAUAUCUGUCUUGAACCUCAAAAUCUCUCCAAGAGACUUGAAAUCAAAAGAUACAAAAAAUUUGCUAAAAAUUAUUAUGGCUCAAUGGCUACCACUUUCUUCAUCGGUUUUGCUUACUGUAAUUCAAAAGCUUCCUUCUCCUAUCGAUUCUCAAAAGGAAAGAGUUGCUUUCCUCAUUGAAGAUUCUCCUUCCGCCCAAUUAAUAGAUGAAAAAUUGAAAGCUGGUAUUUUAAACUGUGCUUCUGAUAGUCCCGUAAGUUGUUAUGUUUCUAAAAUGCUAUCUAUUCCAGAGGAAGAGUUGGCACAGAAAUACACCCCUAAUAUGGAUGAUAUAAUAGAAAGAGGUCGCAAAGCACGUUCAGAAGCAAAAAAGGCUGCAGAUGCUUUGGAAGCAACCAGUGCUCUGUUUUUGCAUGGUGAUGAUUUGGAUAGUAGCAAUCUCACUUCAAAACAAACUUCUGACUUUGAAUUUGAAUUUGAAUUCGAAGAAGAUGAAGAUGAAGAAACUCAAAAGCCGGUUGUAUUACCCACAGAACAUUUAAUUGGUUUCGCUAGAGUGUUUAGUGGAAAAUUGAAAGUAGGUGAUUCCUUGCUAGCUCUCGGUCCAAAAUAUGAUCCCUCAGUUCCAGCAGAACAUGUUGCAAAAAUUACCAUUUCCAGUCUUUAUUUAAUAAUGGGCAGGGAGUUUGCCUCUGUUCAGGAAAUUCCCCCCGGCAAUAUUUGUGGAAUUGGUGGCCUAGAAGGGAAAGUGCUUAAAAAUGGGACUUUAAUUUCUCCAAAUAUCACAGGAAUCAAUAUGGCUUCUAUCUUCAAAAGUUCUCCAAUAGUGAAAGUUUCUAUUGAGCCCGUGGAUCCAACUCAAAUGAAAUAUUUGGAAAAUGGCUUAAAGUUAUUGAAUGAAGCUGAUCCUUGUGUUGAAACAUAUGUCGAAGAUAAUGGUGAACUUAUAUUAGCCACUGCUGGCGAGUUGCAUUUAGAAAGAUGUUUAAAAGAUUUGAAGGAAAGAUUUGCUGGAAUUGAAAUUCAAGUCUCAAAGCCAUUAAUUCCAUACAGAGAAACUAUUGUCUUUGCAAACGAUAUGAGUCCUCCUAUCAAUGAAACAUUAGGAAGAGGGUUUUCAAAAUUGGUUGUAGGUGAUAUUAAGUUAGUUUUCAAGGUUCAGCCCCUUUAUAAAGAAGUGACUAAAAUUUUGAUUGAGAAUCAAGCUUUAAUAGAACAAUUCACAAAUCCUAAGAAUAUCAGGGCAAAAGCAUUAUCUAAACGGGUAUCAGAUUUUCAGAAGAUGCUUCAAGAAGUGUUUGAAGAAAAUCAUUACACGAAAGAUGAAGAAGUGCUUAAUGUUGAAAAUAUUGUUUCGUUUGGUCCUAAAAGAGUUGGUCCAAAUAUUUGUUUCGAUUUUACCAAAGGAAAUAAUUUUAAAAGGCUAUUUCUGGAAUCUAAUAAUAAUAAUAAGAAUAUUUUUGAACAUGAAGACAGUAUAGUAAGUGCUUUCCAACUAGGUACAUUAUUGGGACCUCUUGCUGAUGAGCCUGUUCAAGGAAUAGCAGUGAUUGUUUUUUCUCUUGAAACUCUAUCAGAUUCAAAUGAUAUCUCGGGUAAGUUGAUUCGUGGCACUAGAGAGUCUAUCAAAAAUGGAUUUUUGGACUGGUCUCCCAGAAUAAUGUUAGCAAUGUAUCAGAGUACAAUUCAAACCUCACCAGAAGCAAUCGGGAAAGUUUAUAGUGUCAUCCAGAGAUGUCGUGGACAUAUUAUUUCCGAAGAAAUGAAAGAAGGAACUCCAUUUUUUACAAUCAAUUCUAGAAUUCCUGUUAUUGAGGCAUUUGGUUUUUCUGAUGAAAUCCGAAAGAAGACUUCAGGAGCUGCUAAUCCUCAGCUAGUUUUUGCUGGUUUUGAAUCUAUUGAUGAAAAUCCAUUUUGGAUUCCCAAUACAGAAGAAGAACUUGAAGAACUUGGGGAAUUUGCAGAACGAGAAAACGUAGCCAGAAAAUACGUUAAUGAUAUUAGACGAUCCAAGGGUCUUUUUGUGGACGAGAAAGUGAUAAAAAACUCUGAAAAACAAAGAACUUUGAAGCGUGAUUAG
Messenger RNA from Ascoidea rubescens DSM 1968, 3057 nucleotides. RefSeq names its product GTPase RIA1 (gene RIA1). The record is from RefSeq and is a predicted model, not a curated record. The transcript is spliced from 2 exons. Gene Ontology annotation, cellular component: cytosol; ribonucleoprotein complex. Gene Ontology annotation, molecular function: GTP binding; ribosome binding; GTPase activity. Lineage: Eukaryota; Fungi; Ascomycota; Saccharomycetes; Ascoideales; Ascoideaceae. Bases 1 to 3057 code for a protein of 1018 amino acids. Gene Ontology annotation, biological process: cytosolic ribosome assembly.